Messenger RNA from Mytilinidion resinicola, 1170 nucleotides. Its product is annotated as kinase-like protein. The coding region runs from base 1 to 1170 and encodes 389 amino acids. The record is from RefSeq and is a predicted model, not a curated record. NCBI's taxonomy places the organism in Eukaryota, Fungi, Ascomycota, Dothideomycetes, Mytilinidiales, Mytilinidiaceae. Gene Ontology annotation, molecular function: protein serine/threonine kinase activity; ATP binding. Gene Ontology annotation, biological process: peptidyl-threonine phosphorylation; peptidyl-serine phosphorylation. The transcript has a single exon.
AUGUAUAUCGUGCUCCGAACUAUCAACUGCCUCGAUGUUCUUGAUAACUUCGUCGACCUUGGAUUCUCCGAUUACUUGUUCCCCGUAACCGAGAAAAGUCUUCCACACUGUCUGCGCCCAAGCUAUCGCUCCAAGUUUGUGGAUACCCAGGGUCUGGUAUUGACAAAGUCCAUGAAUCUCGAGAAUGGUCAAACGGGCCAACACUGCCACUUUCGGCGGGACGAACCUUUACCUAUUGAGACAAAAGGAAUCUUGGGCUCCGGAGGGUUUGGCCAAGUAGACAAGGUUCUUAGCUUGAUCAGUUUCCGUGAGUACGCAAGGAAACGUGUGCCUCGAGCUUCCAUAUUUGGCGGGCGGAGAACAGAAGCCAUGAAGCAGUUCAUUGCCGAAAUUCAGAUCCUUAAACGCCUGGCGCACACCCACAUUGUCGAUUUCGUUGGAAGCUACACUGAUUCCCGAUAUGUGUGCUUGAUCAUGUCACCCGUGGCAGAUAUGGACCUAUCUGCCUACCUUACGCGUAUUGACUCGGUCAAGCAUGCGGACCUGCGCACGUUUUUUGGCUGUCUAGCUACGGCGCUUAAGUAUCUGCAUUCAAAAAACAUUCGACACAAGGACAUCAAACCGCAAAACAUCUUGGUGAAACAUGGCAAAGUCAUAUUUACCGAUUUCGGGCUUUCGUUAGACUUUACAGAUGCCAAUGGGAGCACGACGGUCAGCAUGGUAAACGGGAUGACUCCGAAGUACUGCGCGCCCGAAGUCGCGCUGCAUGAGCCUCGAAACACGUCAUCCGAUAUCUGGAGUCUUGGAGUGGUCUUCCUCGAAAUGGUUGUGGUACUUAAAGGGCUGCCAGUUGAGUAUAUGUACGAAUUUUUGAAAGAGCACGGAUCUCGAGAACCGUAUGUCCGCUCGAACCCUACUGCCUUGCAAGAGCUUCUUGCAGAGCUUGAAGGAAUGCCGAAUCUAUGCGACAAUCGGGUUGUGGCGUGGGUCCAACAAAUGCUGCUGGUAGAGCGACAGUCACGGCCAACCGCGUCUGCUCUGGUGGCAUCCAUCACUGCCGCUAGUAGUGAUGGGAGAAAUAGCGCAAUUUUCUGCGGGAUAUGUUGUCGUUUUUUGGACGAAGAAUUUUCUGACACUUCCGAUGAGCUGGACGACUUCGUUGUACGCUGA